Dimorphilus gyrociliatus is the source of this 2615-nucleotide messenger RNA. The record is from the annotation of a GenBank genome assembly. NCBI's taxonomy places the organism in Eukaryota, Metazoa, Annelida, Polychaeta, Dinophilidae.
AGAAGCGAUUUUCUCUAUACAUUCUGAUGUGUAGACGAUAACGAACGAUCGAAACAGGAUCGGAAUACCACCGACAUCUUAUUUAAAAACCCGAUCUUUUGAUUGUUUGCCUUUAUUCAGGAGGUAAAUAUUAUUUUAUGAAAAGGCGCGGCCAAUAAAUUCUACAACAGAACCUAGUAACCGGCUACGGAUAGGAAACAGAAAAACAGAUAUUAAUUAAUUUUAUCUAUAUAUAUCGAGGAAUUAGUAUGUUGUACAGAUUAAACUGAUUUUAAUACCGGCUUCUACAACAAUAAUUAACUAUCCAUCUCCCCUUUUAGAUUGUACUUGGUGUGUAUAAAUACUUUUACGUCAUAUAUUUAAUCUCUUCUUAGUGUGUAGUCACUAGAAGAGUGCUGAUCUUCAUUCGAUCAACUCAACAAUAUCUCUAUGUUUUAAAAGUAGGCGAACUAUAGAAUUGUUAUUGUUUAUGUCGUAGGCUACUAUAAGUUUGAAAAACGAUACUCUUAUAUCUGCGUAGUUGAACCAUUUUCUUUAAACUUUGUCUCUCUCUCUCUGUUAUUGAGAUAAAAACAAAGGAAUUACAAAGAAAUUUCUACUUAAAAAAGAAAAAUACAGAGAACUAUUUCGUAAUGUUUGGAAUUUUUUUUUUCGUUUUUAAUAGAGCCUGGGCCUUCAACUAUUAAUAUUUUGCUUACUUAACGGAAAUCUGACCUAGAAUAAUGACAGAAUCUCUCAAUCAAUGCAAUACUCUGGGUCUUCUGAUUUAUGUAAUGCUCACUUGGGUCUGCUAUCAUAUCGUUCCUUCAAUAACGGGUGUAGAAGCUGUAUUUCCAAAUCCCGAUAUGGACAUACAAACUCUGAAAGACUUAGCUAAUGGAAAAUUGGGUAUAAAAACAACCGAUAUAAAAGAAAAGGAAAUAAAUGUUACUGAGGGCCAAAGUGUUACGUUAAACUGCUCCUUGAAACUUUUACCUGAUUCAAGCAUGAAUGGCGUACCUAUGUGGAUGGAAUCGAACAUGAAUUCAAUUAUUGCUCAUAAUCGAACAAUUGACUUUUUGAAUAGAGGUAGAAUGGAGAUACGUGGAAAUCAUUCUCUUCUUCAAUAUAAUCUUCAUAUAAAGAGAACUAUUUUUCCAAAUGAUAAUGGUAUUUGGUAUUGCACGACUUUUAGCGGCACAAGAUCUUCUAUAAAAGUGAAUGUACACGUUCCACCGGCAGUUAAGGUACCAAAUCUCUUUCCGAGACAUGGCAAAGUUACUAAUCCAAGUCUAGUUCGAAGUUUUACUUGUUCAGCUCCAUAUGCAAUGCCUCCAGUCAUGUUACGAUGGGAGGCCACAUCAGCAGACACUCCAAAUGACUCAUAUGUUCCCAUUCCAAUGGAUGCAUUUGCCAAGUCCGAUUAUACAAUGGCCUCUGUUACCCACCUGUUUGUCACUUCAAAAGCUAACAAUUCCCGAUUCCGUUGCGUAGCUACCCACCCAACUUUCAAUGGCAAGAAACAUGUUUCAGCAUUACAUUUCGUUCUGGAUGUACGUCCAGAAGAUAUGCCUGAAAUACCUGACCAAGACGAUAUCUUCCCUGAACUAAGUGGCUUGCAUCCACGCGAUGUUCCUCUGGUUAUUUUUGGAGCGAUUAUGGGGGGAGUUUUUGUCGUAGCUCUAGUUUGUUUUGCAAGCCAAAGAAAAAACUUAGAAUUGGACGUUCAUAUCCCUUCGAGGGAAGAGGAGAAAUCUGUUAAAGUGCAUGUAACUGAAACGAAUCAUAACAUAAAUGAGAAUCAUUGCAAUAAAAAGAAUGGGUAUACCAAAGGAAAGAAUGGCUUUAAUCAUAAUAUAGACUAUAAUAAAACAGUUACUGCUGAUGAUAAUGAUAAUAAAAAUUUGACAGAAAAAUUGGUGGAGAAAAAGGAAACGUCAGAGACGCGCUUGUAUCCGCAAAAGAGGGAAUCUCCAAGACGCCAUGUCGUAUUCCAGAUGAUUAUUAUUACUGUAUUACUCUUUGUACUAUUUAUCGCCCAGAGCUUACAGUUACCUUUUUACAUUCGUGGGAGGAUACCGACAAUAAUAUCUGUCAAGCAGUUUUUGACCGCCACUGCUGGUUCCGUUUUAUGGUUGGAUUGUACAGAUUUAUUGGAGAACUCGACUGAUGGUUUAUUACAAGUCUCGUGGCGUCAUAAUUUCCAGCCUAUAUAUGUUCAGUUCUCUUCAAGCUUUACUAAAGGCGGUUUUUCUGCGCCAUCGCCAGCCGGAAGACGUUUUGCAAACAGUAUUCGACAUCAGCGAUUAGGUGCCAUUUCCCUGCACCCAACAAUUGUUAAUCAUACAGGUGUAUUCUCUUGCGAAGUAGCCAGACUUGUUGAAGAUGACGGCGAAACUGUUGUACUACUUAAAACAAUGGCUGCCUACAUUGUUGACAGUGAAUUGCCUCAUAACUUGCCUCUCCUAACUUGCAUUCUUGUUGGCGUUGGUGCAACGUUUGGUCUGAUUGCUCUGGCUUUAACUUACACACUAAGAUUUAGAACAACUGACAAAGUAGCAAGUGGAAAGCUUGAAGAAGAAAAUGAUGAUGUAGCAGAUCGAAGCAGAGCUCUUGAACCAGAACGUAACGUUUGA